AUGCCCAUCCGCACCGCGUUUCAGUUCUAUUCGGACCUAAAUGCCCCAAGACUGAUCGAUCAGUUCUGCAUAUACGCCGCUAUCUUUCAUCUCAUAGAAAUACAGGAUGGCUUGAAGAUGCAGUUCAAGCCCUUCCUUCUGUUUGGCACGAUGUUACGAAGGUUUGGCCAGCAGCGGAAAAAAUCCCCGGGAUUCUGCGUCGGAUACCUGGCGGCCGUGGCAGCAUGCUGGGAGACGGAUCAGACCGAGUUUCCAAAGGCAGUGGCCACAAUGUUGCGGAUUGCUGUGUGUAUUGGAGCCGUGGUGGAUUUAGACGAGCUUGAAAAACAGCGCGCAACGUCAAUGGCAGUCAGGUGGAAGACCUCCGCUGACUAUAAGCUUCUUACGGCACUCUUGAGCCGCUAUCCAGGGGCAUAUAUAGCGUGCGUCACUGACGAGAGCGCCGCGACGGUGACGAUUUGGGAGAGCCAGGCAGCUGCUCUGGUGAAGGAGCUGGAGAGCAACGGGUUAGUUGUGAAGAGCACACAACUAAGGGGCAGAUUCCACCACUCAGAUCACACCUCAGUUGUGCAGGAAUUCUUGAAGCUCUGUCAAGAAGAUAAUCGAUUUCACCUACCCAAUGGAAAUCCCGCGGUAGGGCUACCACGGUCGAAUAUAGACGGCGAGGUACCUACGUUACAGUCACUGCUCUCAGUCGCAAACGAGUCCAUCUUGAUCUCGCAGGCAAACUGGAAUCUCACUGUGUCAGCUACUAUAAGCAGCUUGCAAUUGACGGAUGCUAAAAGCAUUGUUUCCAUCGGAGCGGGCCAAUGUAUCCCCCGCAAGGCCAGAGGUCGGAUAUUGCACACCGUUGAGCCACCUGACAGCCAUCACAAUACAAACACAACUCAAGACAGCGAUGUGACCACAAAUGCUUCACCAUUGACUGCCGGUUACGUCAAUGGUACGGGCCCAGCAGCAACCGCAACAACAGUGCCUAUUGCUGUCACUGGGAUGGCGUGUCGGUAUCCCCAGGCUGAUUCUAUGGAAGAACUGUGGAAGAUACUUGAGCAGGGCCACUGCACCGUCAGUCCAAUGCCAAAAAAUCGGUUUAAACUGGACGAACUCCAAAGAGAACCAAAGGGGCCAUUUUGGGGCAAUUUUCUCUCUCGUCCGGAUACCUUUGAUCACCGCUUCUUCAAGAUAUCCGCCCGGGAAGCAGAGUCGAUGGACCCGCAGCAGAGGCUAUUAUUGCAAGUUGCCUACGAAGCUAUCGAGUCGGCCGGGUAUUGCGGGCUGCGGGCCUCGCAGCUUCCUCAAGACGUGGGCUGUUAUGUCGGGGUCGGUACGGAAGACUACAGUGAGAACGUUGCAUCCCGCAACGCUACUGCAUUCUCGGCAACAGGCACGCUUCAAGCGUUCAAUAGUGGUCGAGUUAGCCACUACUUUGGUUGGACUGGCCCGUCGGUCACUAUUGAUACGGCGUGCUCUUCAGCCGCCGUGGCUAUUCACCUCGCUUGUCAGGCAUUGCAAACAAACGAUUGUUCCAUGGCCGUGGCAGGCGGAGUGAAUGUCAUGACGGAUCCCCGGUGGUCGCAAAACCUUGCCGCAGCCUCAUUCCUCUCUCCAACGGGAGCUUCUAAAGCAUUUGACGCUGAUGCCAAUGGAUACUGCCGCGGCGAGGGCGCUGGAUUGGUUGUUCUACGACCACUGGAAGCAGCACUUCGUGAUGGUGACCCAAUUCAUGCUGUCAUUACUGGAACGUCCGUUAACCAGGGGGCCAACUGCUCGCCGAUUACUGUUCCCGAUUCGAACUCUCAAACAACGCUCUACUUGAAAGCUUUGUCAAUAUCCGGAAUCAAACCCGAUGUUGUUACUUAUGUUGAGGCGCAUGGAACUGGAACCCAAGUUGGGGACCCGAUUGAGUUCCAGAGUAUUCGUAAGACUUUUGCAGUACCCCACAGAACGGAGAGGCUAUACGUCGGUUCAAUCAAGGAUAAUAUUGGACAUACUGAAACAUCUUCUGGGGUCGCUGGCAUGUUAAAGACGAUACUUAUGCUCCAGAAGCGCAGAAUUCCCAAGCAAGCCAACUUCACUCGUCUGAACCCAAUGAUUACUUUGCAAAAGGAGGAUCAAAUUUUCAUUCCCGUGGAAUCGACGGAUUGGAAAGCAGAGAAGCGAGUAGCUAUGGUCACUAACUAUGGAGCCGCUGGUAGCAAUGCUGCCAUAGUUCUACAGGAACCGACCUGUACAUCAAGGACGCCUAUCAGUGGUUAUCGUGAGUACCUGCCGUCUGUCAUCCCGGUCUUUGUUGCCGCUCGAACAGAAGAGUCCAUUCGCGAGUACUGCAAAGCCCUCCAAACGGCCUUCCUCGAGGCGCCACAGGUCAACAACGUUGAAGUGCAGGAUAUAGCGUUCAAUCUAGCCCGAAAGCAGAACAGGGACAUGGAGUACUCUGUCGCAUUCACGACUGCCUCGGGGAACGAUGCUGAGCUCCGGGAGCGCUUAGAAGACAUUGUCUCUGGCCGCACUAGGAUCGAAAAGAAAUGCCAGGCCGCACAUCCAGUGGUCCUUUGCUUUGGCGGACAGACCGGGAAUACAGCAAGCAUUUCCCAGAAUCUCGUUCAGAGCUCCGAGCUCUUGCGCUUUCACUUGUAUGCAACUGCAAAAGCCUGGCUUGAUUCUGGACUUCGGGUAGAUCGGAUGAUUGGUCACAGCUUUGGCCAGUUAACGGCCGUCUGUGUAGCUGGUGGCCUAUCGCUCUUGGAUGCCAUGCGUCUUAUAUCAAGCCGCGCCCAGCUUAUCCGCAGCGAAUGGAAAUCUGACACUGGUUUGAUGCUAUCGGUGAGAGGGGAAAAAGAGACUGUCCAAGCUCUGCUCGAUGCUGUGUCCAAUGCGGCCGAUAUCGCGUGCGUGAAUGGGCCAGAGAGCUUUGUGGUUGCUGGUGACGAGGCAACCAUUCACAAAAUGGAAAACAUCGCUGUCGAGAGAGGGAUGAAACUUAGGAUGCAGAGGCUGAAAAACACCCAUGCCUUUCAUUCCAAACUUGUGGACUCCAUCUUGCCGGGACUCACAAAAAUAGCCAGCACACUCAAUUACAGGCCGCUGCGCAUCCCUGUUGAGCCGUGCUCUGAAUUGGCGGAUGAUUGGUCGUUGCCCACUGGGGACAAGAUCGUGCAACAUUCUCGAAAGGCUGUGUAUUUUCACAAUGCAAUUCGCCGGACAAUUUCUCACAUGGAUAGUCCGUGCAUCUGGCUUGAGGCUGGAUCAGCGUCUCCAAUUAUUAGGAUGGUGCGUCGCGCCGUGGAUGCUUCGCCGUCACCUAGAGACCACGUCUACUGUCCAAUAGACCUAUCCGGUCCUCAAGCAGAGGAAAACUUCGCGAAAGUGUUCUCUUCCCUAUGGUCCAAGGGCGUGCAGGUGCAAUUCUGGCCGUUUCACGGCUCCCAGACCGGGUACAGGUGGAUCAACCUACCUCCGUACCAAUUCGCGAAAACGAGCCAUUGGAUUGACUACGACCCGAAUGCCUUCUAUUCUGACCCUCCAAAGAGAGAAGCCGGCCGUACGGACGAACCGAGUCUGGUGAAACUGCUGAAUAAUGAUGGAAAUGUGUACCUCUUCGGCGUCAAUGUUAACGACCCGCUGUUCCGCAUGUGCACCGCAGGUCAUGCGGUUGUCGACCAGAACCUGUGCCCUGCUUCUCUUUAUUUUGAACUGGUCGUCCGGGGAGCAGUUGCAGUUUUGCCAUUGGAGAACGAUCCUACGAUGUAUCACAUCGCCGGUCUCGAUAUAUCUGCGCCUCUCGUCCUCGAUAUGCCUGGUUCUGUGUUCCUGGAGCUGACACAGCGAGGUUCAGGCCCUGGACAAUUCACGUUUGUCUUGUUCACACGCGAUGGAAAUCAAGACUCGGUGGCUCAUGCUACAGGGAAGAUUUCAAUAUCAUCAGAGGCCAAUGAUAGUGGGAUAUCAUCUCGCUUCGGCUCGCUGAGACGGCUUGUCAAUCCUUCGCGCUGGGGUUUCAUCGCCACCUCCCCAUCUUCGAGUGGGCUGAAACGAUCCACAGUGUACCAAGCCUUUCGAAGGGUCGUCAAUUACGCUGACUACUACCGAGGUGUCGAGGAAGUCUAUGCGGUCGGCCAUGAAGCCACUGGACGAGUCUUAUUGCCGUCUUCUCCGACAAAUAAAGCCUCCUGCGACCCCAUCCUGAUCGACAACUUCAUUCAGGUUGCCGGAAUACACGUCAACUGUCUGUCGGAAACGCUCGAUGAGGAGGUUUUUGUCUGCAGUUCUGUCGGCGACGUAAUCAUUGGUGAAUUGUUUGUCAGACGGGAUCCUGGUGUUUCGGUGCCUUGGAUUGUGUAUUCAAGUUCUGAACGAGAGUCAAUGAAAAAGUCACUGUGUGAUAUUUUCGUUGUCGACGAGGCAACAGGAUCUCUUGCUCUUUGCAUCCUAUCUGCCACAUUCACCUGUGUCUCCAUCCAGUCUCUCAAACGAACUUUGACCCGAUUGAACAACAAAGCUCUUGCUUCGACGGGUGUGGAUGUGGUUGUUCCUGCUGUUGCAGUUGCACCCGCAGCUCCGGCCGCUUCAGCCGCAAUGCCGGAUUCUUCCAGGAGUGAAGAUGGUCUUCGUGUUGUGCAGGCCAUGCUCAGUGAACUACUAGGUAUCUCAGCCGGUGAGAUUCCGGCAUCUGCUGCCCUGGGAGAUGUCGGUGUCGACUCCUUAAUGAGCACAGAGGUCUUAUCAGAGAUUAAUAAGAGAUUCAAAGUCGUCAUCACAAACAGUGAGCUGACUGCAAUAGCGGAUGUGAGCGGUCUAGUCCAACGCAUCUUCCCAGGAGGUUCAGUGGCCCACGUUGAAACUCACAGCCAACCGCCCGAUAAAAUUGGCAUAACCACUGGGGAUCGAAUGCCACCACCUCGUGUACCGCCUCCCACCGUGAUACAGGAACAGAGUCUACCUGGGUUUGUGGAUAAAGCCCGCGAGCUGUUUGCUGCUUCACGCACGAGCAACGAGUAUCGCCAGAAGACCCGGUUCUUAGGGUUUUGUGACUCGGUUUUCCCUCAGCAGAUGGAGCUCGUUACAGUUUAUGUGGUGGCGGCACUCAAAGCGUUGAAUGUCGAUUUGCAAUCGCUCAGGUUCGGCCAGGCCGUCCCCUCUGUGGAAGUCCUUCCCCAGCACGGGAAAGUGAUGAACCAGCUGUUUGCUGUCCUCGAAUAUUCGGGCCUCGUUGAACGAAGGGGAACAGGCAUGAUUCGAGGUCACCGGGCAGUGAACAAAAGUACUGCGACCAUACUCCACAAGAAAAUUCUCAGUGAGCAUCCCCAACAUGCAUCAGAACACAAGCUCCUACAUACCACGGGGUCACGGCUGGCAGACUGUCUCAUAGGGGCAGCUGAUCCAUUAUCGCUCCUCUUUCAGGAUGCCCAGGCCCGUGCUUUAAUGCAGGACGUGUAUUCGAAUGCGCCCAUGUUCAAGUCAGCCACAAUGCACCUGGCACAAUUCCUUAAAGACCUGCUUGGCCAACGUUGCUUCCAAAGGAGAAUUUCAAUUCUGGAAAUAGGUGCUGGAACAGGGGGAACAACUGACUAUAUUCUGAAGCAACUCUCCUCAGUCGCAGGACUUACCUUUGAAUACACGUUCACGGACAUUUCCUCGUCUCUUGUUACGUUGGCACGGAAACGAUUCAAGACCUACCAUUUCAUGCACUAUGCAACCCUGGAUAUUGAACAAGACCCUGCGCCGGAACUACAAGGACAGUACGAUAUCAUCAUCUCGUCAAAUUGCAUUCAUGCGACAAGGAGUCUAGCCACCUCUUGUUCUAACAUCCAGAAACUGCUACGCCCUCAAGGAAUAUUGUGUCUCAUCGAGCUGACUCGGAAUUUGUUCUGGUUUGACCUUGUCUUUGGACUCUUGGAAGGAUGGUGGCUUUUCAAUGACGGACGCUCACAUGCAUUAGCUCAUGAGCGUCUUUGGGAUCAGACUCUCCGACAAGCUGGGUUUAACUGGGUAGACUGGACUGACAAUGACUCAGAAGAAUCCAAGAUCCUGCGCAUGAUCGUUGCAUCACCUAGUCAACCUGUUUUAUGCUCCCCAGGGGAAGCAAAGUCUAAUGCGGUUGCAGAGGAAACACUUGUCUACAGCAGAAAGGAUGGUCUAGAGUUAUGCGCGGACAUAUAUUAUCCGCAUGGACUAGACGGCGAGGACAGAAAACGACCAGUAGCCAUCUUGAUCCACGGCGGCGGCCAUAUAAUGCUGUCUCGCAAAGAUGUACGGCCGAUGCAGGUGAAAAUGCUCCUCGAUAUGGGCUUCCUCCCAGUCAGCAUCGAUUACCGACUGUGUCCGGAAGUGCCACUCCUGGAAGGGCCCAUGGUGGAUGCUUGUGACGCUCUAGCAUGGGCACGGCACGAAUUACCACAACUGCAACUAAAGCGCCCGGAUAUACGCCCCGAUGGCGGAAAUGUGGUCGCGGUCGGUUGGUCCAGUGGUGGUCACCUCGCCAUGACUCUGGCCUGGACAGCACCUGCCCGUUCAGUCCGAGCGCCAGAAGCUAUACUAUCCUUCUACAGCCCUACAGACUAUACAGACCCAUUCUGGACGAAACCAAACUUCCCGUAUCAGGAAAGCGUGUGCAUGUCCGACGUCCCCACUUCUGAUCCCCUACUUGCACUGCACGAUACAGCCAUUACCAGCUACAACCCAGCACCAGGCAAGGGGGUCCUCGGUGGAUGGAUGUCUCCUAGCGACCCACGGAGUAGAAUUGCGCUGCACAUGAACUGGACAGGCCAGACGUUGCCUGUGUUGUUCUACGGGUGCAAGUACAAGUCUCUUGCUGCGGCCGCUAAAGGUGAUGAAGUCCUCCUUCCAGCGCCUCACAUGAGCGAGGUGGAGAAGGCCUGUCCCCUGUCCCAGGUGCGUGCGGGACGAUACAAAACGCCCACAUUUCUCAUCCAUGGCACUCUGGAUGACCUGAUCCCCGUGCAGCAGGCGCAGCGGAUACAUCAGCAGAUGUUGGUUUGCGGCGUAGAGUCUGUCCUGCGAAUCGUUUCUGAUGGCCUACACUUGUUCGAUAUAAUCCCGCAUCUGAAAGAAAACAAGGAUGCGUCGCAGGCUGUUCUUGAUGGGCUUGCCCCCCAUAUUCCAACUGAUGAAUAUCCAAAUCCCCCUCCUAAACUUCCGAAAAUGGAUACCUCAUAUCCGAAGUGUCUAUAUCUUAUCUCUGGUGUACCAGUGAAAGCCCUGGAGAUAAUGAGUUGCUACGUGUUUCACCGAUGA
Messenger RNA from Aspergillus terreus NIH2624, 7254 nucleotides. RefSeq lists its product as uncharacterized. The record is from RefSeq and is a predicted model, not a curated record. Bases 1 to 7254 code for a protein of 2417 amino acids. The transcript is spliced from 8 exons. Gene Ontology annotation, biological process: fatty acid biosynthetic process; secondary metabolite biosynthetic process. Lineage: Eukaryota; Fungi; Ascomycota; Eurotiomycetes; Eurotiales; Aspergillaceae. Gene Ontology annotation, molecular function: hydrolase activity; 3-oxoacyl-[acyl-carrier-protein] synthase activity; fatty acid synthase activity.